CCCAAAGCGGUCAUCUUUGAUCUCGAUGGCUGCCUCUGGUAUCCGGAGAUGUACAUGAUGAGCUGGCGCGGCGGCGGCGCUCCCUUCGUGCCCAAGGGCGACGCGAUGGUGUCGCAGGCGGGCGAGGCCGUGACGCUCUUGGGCGACGUGCGCGCCGUCGUCGCCGAGCUGCGGGCGGACUGGCCGGACGCGGUCGUCGGCAUCUCGAGCCGCACCGACGAGCCGGCGUGGGCGCGCGAGCUCCUGGAGAAGUUUCGCGUCGAGGACUUCGCGCUGGGCGACGCCUUCGACGCGCGCGCGGUGCAGAUCAGCAAGGACUCGAAGGUGGCCCACUUCGAGCGCAUCGCCGCGGCGACGUCGAUCCCCUUCGAGGACAUGCUCUUCUUCGACAACGAGCUGGGCAACCUGCGGGCCGUGACCAUGCUCGGCGUGACGUGCGCCUAUUGUCCCGAGGGCGUC
Molecule: messenger RNA, 459 nt
Organism: Aureococcus anophagefferens
Lineage: Eukaryota; Pelagophyceae; Pelagomonadales; Pelagomonadaceae
Exons: 1
Molecular function (GO): acid phosphatase activity
Source: RefSeq, a predicted model, not a curated record